AUGGAUGACCAAUCCUCACUUGAUAGUGAUUACAGUAGUAGUACAAAUAAAAAGACAAUUUCGAAUUUGAAGAAUGCAAAGAAAUCUAACACAAUAUACCAUUGUGAGCAUUGCCCGGAACAGUUCCUAACAAAACGAGCUGUAGUGUUGCACUCACGAUCUCAUCUCAAAUUGAAAGGCGUAACAUUCACAUGCGCUCUCUGCCAGGAAACAUUUAAAACGAAUGACGAGCUGAUAGAACACAAAUAUGUUCAUGAUUCGGAGAACCUUUGCUUUACCUGCAAUAAAUGCAAAGUGGCCUUUUCAAACCAUCGUGAUUAUUUAUAUCAUAAAUUAAGACACACCACUGCUUCAGUAUUUAAAUGCGAGGAGUGUUCCUACACAUACCAAGUAAGGAAGAGCUUCAAGGAACAUAUAGCAACACACUAUGAUAGAAAACUCAAAUGUCAGUUAUGUGGUACUACAUUUAAACAGAAUAAAGAUUUGCAAACACACAGACGGAAUUUUCAUAAAACGGGCAUACAGUGUGUGGAGUGUGGGAAAAAUAAUCAAACUCGGAGAGAUCAUGAGGAGCAUAUGGUGUCACACACCGGGGUUAAAGUAUUUCAGUGCUUGUAUUGCGGUAAAGGGUUUUCCAGAAGUGCUUUAAGACGUCUUCAUGCGAGAAAGCAUACUAAAUCUAAACCAUAUGAAUGUGAGGUGUGCUUACAAAAGUUUGUGGUCAAGAACAGUCUCUCGAUGCAUAUGAUUACCCAUGAUACUGAGAAGAGGUAUGAGUGCCACGACUGCGGGAAGCAGUAUUUUCACAGAAACAGCAUUAUACAGCACACAAGAAAACAUAUGAACCAUGGACUAUAUAAAUGUCCGAAGUGUGAGCGGUCCUAUGCUACUUAUCAAACUUUAUGCGAGCACACUGAAGUUGCUCACAUAAAGAAGAGGCCGUUCAAGUGUGAUGCUUGUGACGUCACAUUUGUCCUUAAAAGAUCUCUCCAAAAACACAUGAAAACCAGAUAUCAUCGUAACAAUGCAUAUGCUAUGACCGUUAAUGAAACCAAACACUGA
Molecule: messenger RNA, 1062 nt
Organism: Parnassius mnemosyne (clouded apollo)
Lineage: Eukaryota; Metazoa; Arthropoda; Insecta; Lepidoptera; Papilionidae
Source: the annotation of a GenBank genome assembly